Messenger RNA from Myotis lucifugus (little brown bat), 616 nucleotides. Its product is annotated as myb-related transcription factor, partner of profilin-like. Gene Ontology annotation, molecular function: RNA polymerase II cis-regulatory region sequence-specific DNA binding; DNA-binding transcription factor activity, RNA polymerase II-specific. The annotation marks the transcript as partial. Gene Ontology annotation, biological process: regulation of transcription by RNA polymerase II. The transcript has a single exon. The record is from RefSeq and is a predicted model, not a curated record. Lineage: Eukaryota; Metazoa; Chordata; Mammalia; Chiroptera; Vespertilionidae. Gene Ontology annotation, cellular component: nucleus.
CGGCGGCGCGUGUGGGACGGUAACGCGGCCAAGAUCAACGGCAUCACCAGCUGGAAGCGCACCGGCCAGGAGGUGCAGAAGCGCUGGAACGACUUCAAGCGCCGCACCAAGGAGAAGCUGGCCCGCGUGCCGCACUCCACGCAGGGCGCUGGGGCCACCGCCGAGGACGCCUUCUCUGCCGAGGAGGAGACCAUUUUUGCCAUCCUCGGGCCGGGUGUGGUGGGGCCAGGCGCUGGUGCAGGGGCGGAGCAGCCCCCAGCGGCGCCCCCCUCACAGCCACUGGCCCCAAGUGCCUACACCCAACGCUAUGUGUUGUCCGAGGACCGCAGGGAAGACCGAGGGGCAGGUGAGUUCCUUAAGCAUCACGGUAGCAAGAGUCUGCUGUGUGCCUGGCACUGGUCCAAGCCCUCUAGGUGGCUCAUCAGCUUCUCACUACAACCCUGCUAGGGGGAUGCUGUCAUUAUCCCAAUUUUAAACCUGGGGAAACUGAGGCUCAGAAAAGUGAAAUGAUUUGCCUCGGGUUCCACCGCUAGUGACUGUCAGAGUCCGGAACCAGAACCCAGACCUAGGAGGCCUGGCCCCAAAGUCCACACCCAGAGUCAUCAGCUCAGGCAUC